Molecule: messenger RNA, 426 nt
Organism: Lactuca saligna
Lineage: Eukaryota; Viridiplantae; Streptophyta; Magnoliopsida; Asterales; Asteraceae
Source: the annotation of a GenBank genome assembly
AUGAUCGGCGACUUCCCGGAAAGCAAUAUUAUCUUUUCCGAUGAUGAAGAUUUUGAACAAGAUUAUGAAGAAGUACCAUUCCUUGUACGUAGAUCUGCAUGCAUGUCCAGAAGUGAGUUUGUUCGUAAUGUUAAAGAAAACCCAGAUAUCUGGUGCGACACAAGUAGACUUCAUUUAUUUAGUGUCACUCCUUUUGAUGUCUUCGGAGAUGAUGAUCUCAGUGGAAUUGAUAGUUAUGGUGGUGGUGAAACGGUGGCCCAAAGAAUGGAGGAGGGUAUGGGUAACGGCGGUGCUGGGGUUGAUAUUGGUGGCGGUGAUAGUGAUGGUAAAGUUGCAGGUUUUGAGCGAUCAAAAUGGUGGAAGAGGUUGUGGGCCUGGUGUAAAAAACUAACAAAUAAAUACAUUAGACGCCGUUCAAAAAGGUAA